Messenger RNA from Kwoniella mangroviensis CBS 8507, 696 nucleotides. RefSeq lists its product as uncharacterized. The record is from RefSeq and is a predicted model, not a curated record. Bases 1 to 696 code for a protein of 231 amino acids. NCBI's taxonomy places the organism in Eukaryota, Fungi, Basidiomycota, Tremellomycetes, Tremellales, Cryptococcaceae. The transcript is spliced from 2 exons.
AUGGAAGUACUAUACACCCACAUCCUACCUCAUCUCCCCCUCCCAUUACAAGAGAUUGUCCUCAAUCCACCCUCUUUCACCGACCCUCAAUCAUUCAUACCCAUCAUCAAGCUCUUACUUCCCUACACCAAGUGGAUUCUUGUCUUAUCGGCCGUGUACAUCCUAUGGUCAUUCCUCUCAGGGAUAUUUGGGAUGUUCUCCCGAGUGUUGAGGUUCAGUAUGAAGAUUGGACCUAUCAUAGGUUUGGUAGCCUAUCUUAUGAAUAGUUCAGGACAGGGAUCGAUGGAUGAAUUAUUUGGUUUGGUCAAACAAUACUUUGGAUUGGCACCUCAACAAGCUGGAGGAGGUUGGAGUCCAGGCAUAGCCUCUUUGGCAUCGUUAUUCACCGACCAAUCUGGAUCGACCAAGAAUAGGAAGAACAAGAAGAACUCUUGGACUGGAUCUGGUAUAGGUAAAGGAAACGAUCCAAUUUCCUCUCGAACAAGGAAUCAGAAGAAUAAGAAAUCUACUAGUGGCGGGGAGAAUGCAGGAGAUAUAUUUGAGAAUCUGGUUAAUCAAGCUACCAACGAAGAGAACAUUAAUGCCGUACAGGACUUUGUCAAGAGUUCGUUAGCGAAAGCAGCUGGGUUAGAUUGGUUAUUCGGAGAUAGUAACAAGAAGGAAGAGGAUAAAUCGAAGAAUUGGAAGAGUAGGUAG